CUCCCACAGCAAGGCAAUCCAAAGACCCACACCAGUCCUCCCAAAAGAUCAUUUCUCUCAGAGCAGGAUGGCAGACACUCCUUGCAAACUGGGCCAUUUGCUGGGAAAGAAAGCCUUACAGGCUGCUGAGGAGCGCGGCAAGUGGGAAACCAAAAAAGAGUUCAUCCUGAGUGUGGCUGGUGCUAUUAUUGGACUCGGUAAUGUGUGGAGAUUUCCAUAUCUUUGCUACAAAAAUGGUGGGGGCGCAUUCUUCAUCCCUUACUUCCUCUUUCUCAUCACCUGCGGCGUUCCUCUGUUUGUCCUGGAAACAUCUCUGGGCCAGUACACCAGUCAGGGAGGAAUCAUGUGCUGGAGAAAGAUCUGCCCCUUGUUUGAAGGUAUGGGAUAUGCCAGCCAGAUUAUAAUUUUCUAUGGAAACAUCAGCUAUGUUGCGAUUUUAGCGUGGGCAUUCUUCUACUUCUUCUCCUCUUUCUCCGGAAAUCUGCCAUGGGCCAGCUGCAAUAACACAUGGAAUACAGAUCGUUGUGUGGAAAUAAACAACUAUAAUACCACUGCUAACUGGACUUCAUCUGCAUCAUCGUCAUCUGUUAUAGAGUUUUGGCAGCGACGUGUGUUAAACAUUUCCACGGGCAUAGAGACAAUCGGAAACAUUCGCUGGGACCUUUCAUUGUGCCUUUUUCUGUCCUGGGUCAUCUGCUACUUCUGUGUAUGGAAGGGAGUGAGAUCCACAGGGAAGGCUACAUACUUCACUGCCACAUUCCCUUUUGUUUUGUUGGUGGUGCUGUUCUUCAGAGGAAUGACACUUCCUGGAGCAUUCCAUGGUAUCAAAUACUACCUAUACCCUAAUCCUUCACGACUCGCUGAUCCACAGGUCUGGAUGGAUGCUGGAACACAAAUAUUUUAUUCCUAUGCCAUUUGCUUGGGGUACAUGACCACAUUUGGAAGCUACAACAAAUACAACAACAACUGUUACAGAGACUCCUUCUAUCUUUGCUUGCUGAACAGUGGAACCAGCAUAGUGUCUGGAUUUGCAAUUUUCUCUGUUCUGGGCUACAUGUCAACAAAGCAGGGAGUUGACAUUUCUGCAGUUGCUGAGUCAGGUCCUGGACUCGUCUUCAUUGUCUAUCCUCAAGCAGUAACUCUUCUGCCAUGGUCUCAGGUCUGGUCUGUGUGCUUCUUCUUCAUGAUCAUCUUAUUGGGAAUUGAUGGACAGUUUGCAGGGCUUGAAAGCAUCAUGACGUCUUUAGCAGAUCUUUACCCUUCCUACCUCCGAAAGGGAUACCGCAGGGAGCUUCUUCUGUUGCUGAUCUGUAUUGUUAGCUCUUUGUUUGGUUUGUUUUUGGUCACAGAGGCUGGUGCAUACAUUCUGCAGAUCUUUGAUCAUUAUGUUUGCAGCGGCCCGACUCUCCUUCUAAUGGCAAUCUUCCAGUCAGUGGUCAUCGGAUGGAUUUAUGGUGCUGGGCGCUUUAAUGACAACAUCGAAGACAUGAUUGGUUACAAACCUCUGCCACUGUUCAAGUACUGCUGGCUCUACAUCACCCCUCUUAUUUGCAGUGCAACUCUUGUAUUUUUGCUCCUGAGAUACACGCCAAUGAAGUUCAACAACACGUAUGUGUAUCCCUGGUGGACUUACUGGAUUGGUUGGUUUCUGGCCAUGUCAUCGCUGUCCAUGAUCCCAAUUACUAUGAUCUACAAACUGGCUAAAGAAAAAGGUUCUCUCUGGCAUCGAUUUAAGAAAGCCUCCAAGCCUGCAAAUGACCUUCCAGGAAUGGCGAAGGAAAUGCCAAGCCUCAACGCAUUGAUGCAUGUUCAGAACAAGGAACCAAAUGACUUUAUGCUAUGAAAUGUAACUGUUUUAUAUUUUCCUUAAGUACAACACAUUAGCUCUUAGAAUAGAAACAUCUUCUUUAUUCUCAGUAUAUGAUUUGCUAUUCUUGUCAUAUUUUCUUCACAUGUUUCUGAGACAUUUUCUUCUUUUAUGAGAGGGUGUGAAGCAAUCCCCCAACAACAACAUAAUCGUUCCCAGAAAGCCAGACCUAGAGUAAGAGUGAAGACACGAUAAACAUGGAGACCACAAUACACCUAACUAUAUCUGCUUGCUGUCUUGCUCAGGCAUUUUGGAUAAAUGAGGCUUAAUUACAUUAACAUGCAAAUUGGGAGCAGAGAAGGAACUGCAAAAAUGAAUCAAAAUAUGACAGUAAAACACCUUUCUGCAGAGCGGUGAGGGUGUGCUCACAAUGUAUUCGUAUUACAGAAUGCAACUAUUGUAAAACAAUAGAAAAGUAGCUUUUGUCUCAUUUGUUUGCAUUCAAUUCUUCUUUUCCAGGAGGUAAAGUUUGAAUGUUGAGUUUAUAGACGGUAGGAGUUAUAAAUUAGAGAACACCAACAACUAUAAUAGAAAUAGAGAACAAUUAAGCUUCAUAGCAACUCCAUCAUAGAGUGACCAACCUGAAUAAUAUUCAUAAUUUAUUAUGAUUUUUUUUUUAAACUGACAACCUCAAAAGUUACAGCAUUCCUCUAAAACCUACAAACUUGUUUUAUUUACCUUUUACAAAAUGUCCCAUCAAUAAAACAUUGAUACUUUUUCUUAUUGAGUAAAACUAAGCCUCUUUUUUGUUAUUUAAGGCUGCAGUUCUCAAAAUUGAUAACAUCUGUUUUUGUUUUACUUUUAAAUUUAGUCUCCGUUUCCUUUUACAGCCUGGAGAAUAGAUUUAAGUCUACAUAUUCCAAUAUGCAUUUGUCAUUUUGGUUCCUUAUUUUGCCUCGGUCACAUAUAAACUACCCUAUGAUGUCUGUGAACUGUAAAGAGGGAAAUAUGUAUGAAUAUAAAGGACCAAAAACUGUUUCACUUUUCAAAAGCUUAAGCAAACUCCACAUUUAGAAUGUUAAAUCCACAUUAUAAUUGAGACACUGCAACCCAAGCAAAGACUAUCAACUGGAGACUGCGCUGAUACCAACUAUUUGCAUUGCAUUCCACAUUCACAGCAGGAGCUAAACAGCAACCGAUGUUUGCUUGGCACUAAAUCUUUCUGCUUUCAUAAGAAGCCAAAAACUCAGUUUCAGUUUAAACUUCACAGCUCUUUACUUUAGGGACUGACCUGUGUGGAAAUGCUUCAAUAUUGCUUUACUGCUCAACUCAGGUUUCUGUUUUGCUUGGUAACCUCUGUACAGACCAUCAGUGCGGGAUUGUUUCUGGCAGUUUAUCUCUCAUGUCUGUUUUAUUUUAACCAGCUGCGGCAGGAGACUGUUAUAUAUUUACUUUGUGUUUUUGUUGCGUACUUUAUGAUGUAUGUUUUUAAACUUGUUGAAUAUUUUGGAGGCAUCAGGGUCAGAACAUUGAGAGUCCAUACAUAUACUCCACUUUUGCAGUAAUAAUCCAAUAAUAUAAUAUUUAUAUAUAUAUAUAUAAACUAUUUAGAGUGUGUAUUUAUACAAUGACAAACGAAGCAGACCUAUUUCUGAUUAAUUUAGGUAAUGCACAGGGCAAUGAACUUAAGCACAAGAUGUUUGAACUUUCAUAAAGUGUAGAAAAAAAUAAAUAAAGGUGACCUCAGAACAAGGUUUUUGAUUUUUACAUUUUGAGCUUCUCUAAGAUGUCAUCUGCUCACAGUAAUGAGCAGAUGACAUCUGUUCGUCAGAACGAUACAGUUUAGUUUUGGGCAGCAAUCUGUUGCACAUGCAAUUUUGCGUUAAGGUAUGCCAACAUGUCUACAGUCAUGGAGAUAUACUACCCUCAGAAUGUGGAAUGCUUGAGGGAGACUGACCAGUCAGUUUGUGUAUCUUUGUAAAGUUUGUGCCUUACUGAGAAUCAGACAUUGUAGCAUUUUCAUGGGUGCAUUAAAUGUUUUGGGAGAUGUCAAGCAAUGACACAAACCCCGUACUGAUGUUUACCAACCCAAAGGAAAGCCAAAUAAUGGUGAUGUUAAAGCACACAUCUGUACUCAGUACAAACGCAUAUAGCUUUACAGUAACGUUAUCUCUUAAUGGACAGGAGGGGCAUUAAUGCUGUUUUAUGUUGUUGUAGUAUUACUAGUAUUUACAUCACAAUGUGGAAAUGUGUAAAGAAAACAUUCAAAGUCAAAGCUAAUUAGAUUUUUCAGAAGAAUGUAAUUCUAAACUUAGAUUUGGGAAGAAAAUGCAUAUUUAAUGACUUUGUGGUGCUAAAUUUGUGUACUACAUUUGAGGAGAGCCAUAUCGAGCAUUUUAUUCUGAUUGUGGCCAGACCAAACUGUUAUGAAAUGAUUUUUAUCCAUUGGCAGGCAAGACAGUAUGCUAUUAGGACAUUUUUGACCACUGCUGAUUUGAUAUGACUACUUAUAAUUGCUUUUAUCUGACUUUUUUUUUUACAAGAUAUAGAUAUUUUAUGCACUAUAUGAACCAAGUAAACAUGUUUUAUGACUUUUAAAAAGCUAUAAAAUAACUUUUACAGAGCCUUUUAUCUUUUUUGGCACAAUGUAGUUUUUUAACUUUAAAAAAGCCUUUUCUCUGUGAGUAUGGCUGUAAAGUUGUACAAUAAAAUACUUUCUGGGGUAAGAUAA
Molecule: messenger RNA, 4538 nt
Organism: Poeciliopsis prolifica (blackstripe livebearer)
Lineage: Eukaryota; Metazoa; Chordata; Actinopteri; Cyprinodontiformes; Poeciliidae
Product: sodium- and chloride-dependent GABA transporter 2-like
Exons: 14
Coding region: 68-1843 (591 amino acids)
Biological process (GO): sodium ion transmembrane transport
Cellular component (GO): membrane
Source: RefSeq, a predicted model, not a curated record